Archocentrus centrarchus (flier cichlid) is the source of this 4825-nucleotide messenger RNA. RefSeq names its product armadillo repeat containing 5 (gene armc5). Bases 829 to 4545 code for a protein of 1238 amino acids. The transcript has 7 exons. The record is from RefSeq and is a predicted model, not a curated record. Gene Ontology annotation, cellular component: cytosol. Gene Ontology annotation, molecular function: protein binding. Gene Ontology annotation, biological process: anatomical structure morphogenesis. NCBI's taxonomy places the organism in Eukaryota, Metazoa, Chordata, Actinopteri, Cichliformes, Cichlidae.
AUGCGCUCUUUCGCGUCGAAAAAAACGAUGACUAUAACAACGUCGCUCGGCAGCUUGGAAAUUGUAGUUUGUAAUGUUUGAUUCGACCGGUCUUUUUUGGGAUUCUGGACAACCGUAUGAACUACAAUCCCUAAACCCUUUGACUCGUUUAAUGUAAGCUGCGAUUUAUCGCUAUCACGGGUGAUGUGGUUUUUCACAAGGAGGACCUGCACGAGCGGGAGCUGAGCGGUAACAAAUUCGAACUACACAUCCCAGAGUAUUUGUAACCGACCCACCUCUUCACUCCCUGCUCCCUCCCUCGGUCGACCCUGUUUUGUUGUUUGGCUAAAGAUGGCGUUAGCGGCUAACCCACUCGAUUGCAGUUUGUUUCCCAAAAAUUAUUCGGCCACUGGUAACAAAACAUUGAUAAAAUAGAGAUUUAAUUUGCCAUUUGGUGUACAAAAAAUAUAUUACACUGAGAAAAUACACGUCCACUUGGUCGAUUAACUUCUGCUUGGCCUUCUUACGAUGUAGGCCUGUUUUAAAGGGAGCGGACCGAAGCCAUUGGAACUCCAUCUCCCGUCGGGGAGUGCGGUGUCAGGUGGUACCACUUUUCUUUUUCAUGCUGGUAUCUGUAGUUCUUACCACACCAGACUCUUAAUUUUUGUGGAAACUUUAGAUACAACUAAUUAACUCAGGAGUUGAUAUUUAAGCGGAAAGGACAUGUUAUUUAAUUUCUCAGUGUUUUACUGGAAGCGUCCAGUGAUGCCGCACGGUGUCUAUAAUAUUUGUUUAAGCUGAAAAGAAAAUUCCAAUAAGUACACCUGUUGCCUCGCGGUCAGAGCGACCAUGGCUGCAUCACCUGCGGAUGGUGACAGAAAAAACUCGAGAGCGCCCUCCAGGGAAGGACACCCGUCACCAGAGUCUUCUUUGACCUGGUGCUUGGCUCACAUCUCCAUACCUGGAUCGGGGUCUGAACGCCAGGGACAGGGCCAGACAGGUUCAGGCUACGGCAGAGAAACCGACAAGAGGUUCAAAGUCUCUCAGUGGCGAGCCCUUGUAGCUAUCCGGACGCAACACAUCAAGGGUGGCAAGGCUGGCAUUGCCAGAUUCAGGAGUCAGGGUGGUCUCCGGCCCCUGUUGGACCUGAUUAAACACCCAGAGUGCUCGAGGAAAACUCUGGAUCUGGCACUCAGCAUCCUGGCCAACUGCUGCACUGAGCUGGAGACACGAAUAGAGGUUCGUAAGCUUGAUGGAAUAAAUAUUGUUGUGGACAUCCUGAAGAAACAUGUGGCAGUGGAGACAGUCCUGAACCGAGCAGCCCGGGCUUUAGGGAACCUGGCCAUGGAUCCAGAGAGCUCUGCGCUCAUCCACUCUGCCGGUGGUGUUCCUCUUCUCCUCCUCUGCGUUUCUGUUUCAUCUGCACCGUCCUCCCCCACAGCUGCUCCACCGAAAGAUGCCAGUCCCAAACUUGAGUGCGCGCAGUCUGCUGCUCGAGCCCUUCUCUACCUCUCUGAUACACCCUCUAACCGCCUUUCAUUGCUCACUCAAGGGACCUUAUCUACCCUCGCCCCUCUUAUUGCACCAGAGUAUCCCCAGGAGUUGAGGCGGGCAGCUCUCAGGACCCUCCAUGAGCUGACCCGGGGCUGUGGUGUUGAAUGUGCCAGGGAGGUGUCUCGUUCUGGGGUCCUUGCUCAGCUUGGUGUCAUGGCAUUGGGGGAGUCUGGUAAACCUUUUGAAGAUUUAGCAUUGAAAACAUUAGCCAACUUGUGCUCCCAAGGCUGCCUACGCCCUCUUGUGGGGUCACUGGGGGUCAUCCAGAAGUUCACUGAGGAGGUUAAAAGGGACCCAAUGAAGUCAGCAGUCUUCCUCAAGGCUCUGUGCUUGUGCUGCAAAGAGGCAGUGAACCGGGCCAAGGUGAAAGAGAGCGGUGGACUGGAGGUGCUGAUUGGCUUUUUGUCUGCUCAUCAGAAUCAUCCACUUUCCCGGCUAACUAUUCUGGCCUGUGUAGACUUUGUUUUUGAUGAAUCUGCCAUGGAGCUGCUGCAGGAAUUGGGGCUGGUUCCUCUUCUUGUUGCACGACUAGUUGAGCUCACUAGAGGAGAGGAGCUGUCGGCCGAGAAGAUGGACGUGAGCCUCUCCUCCAACACGUCCCCCAUUGAGCUCCUGCCUUCCUCCUGUUUUGAUUCCUUCGAUUUUCCCCCUCCUGAGGGGCACAAGAAGGAAGAGACUGGUAGGGAGCAGGGUUCAUCCAGCUUUUUAAGUCUCAGGUCCUGGUUGGUGUCUGAGGGCUUGAUAUCUUCUGAGGGGGACCUUCUGGAUUCCUCUAGUGUUGAUGGAGACUGGGCAAGUCUUCAAAUUCCACCAUCUUCAUCCCCUCAAGCCUCUUCCCCAAACCUGUAUUCCAGUUCUUGUCUUAAAAUCUCUUCUUCACCCAACCCCACUGUUUCUUCUGCUUCUAAAAAAGCACCUCAGCCUUCGCCAGUGUCCUCUACGUCUUCAUCGAAAGUCACUGAUCUGCUUCGUUCCAGUACACUCACACUACAAACCCAGCCUAGUUCCUCCACUGUCUCCUCUCCCACUAAAACAAGCCAAACACCUGUCUCUCCAUCAAAGUUUUCGUCACCGCUGAGACGGAGGCCACGGGCUCAGUCAGCAACGUCUUUGACUAAGGUCACGCUUGAGACCCCUCCAUCUGUGCCCCGCCCAUCAGCUUUCCAUCACCCUUACCACCCUGAACCCUGGACGCCCGAAUCUCCCAUCCUGCUGUUACUGUCACGUUUCUCCCACUCCACUGAUCCAAGUGCUGCUCUGGUCAGCUCAGGCAUCAUGUCUGGCUUGCUCUACUACCUUACCCAGCACCAGGACCCCAGCAGCAGGUGCUUCCGUAUGCUUUGCCGACUGAGCUGCAACCCGAACUGUUUGCAGGCGCUGGUCCGAACGGGUUCUGUAGCGCUCAUUCGCCACCAUCUCUGCCAGAGAGAAGAAGAAUUUGAGAGAGGGGAGAGGCAGACGGACAGAGUGAAAGCUAAAGUUAAACAGCUUGGUGUGGCCCUUCUGAAUAACCUGCGUGUCCAAUGUGAGUCUGGAUUUGGUUCUGGGGUUCUUGCACAUGUGAUGCUGUCAGGCUCCGACUCAGAUAAGAUGAACUGUGCACUCUCUCUGCCAUUAAUCAGCAGCAACAAGUCACUGCUGAAGAAGCUUCUUCUGGACAGUGGUGGGCUGCUCUUGGCCCUGCAGCCCCUCAGCUGUGAUGACGAUGAUGAUGCGGAUGAAGACCACCCCACUGAAUGUGAAAGACUGCUUUCUGACUUGUUAAAUUCACCACAUUCAGGUCUGACCUCUCAGCUCCACUCAUUGUACUUCUCUCUCCUGAUUGGAUGCCUGUCUGCUCUCACAGGUACCAUUAAAACUGAGUUUGACAAAAAACAUACAAUUCCAGUUUUAACACAGCCAGUCAGCAACUUUGGCAGAGUUUCUCCCCCUCCCUCUAAAAAACCUCGGCUAGCAGACAUCUGCCCUUACAGCGUCUCUAACUUCGAUUUGCUCUUACUGCUGGAUGACGGGACCCGGGUCCCAGCCUGCAGGGAGGCUGUAGCCGGGGUUGAGGGCACAGGUGGCAUCAGGUCUGAGUAUUUCAGGGCUUUGUUGAGAGGUGGGUUUGGAGAAGCUCAGGGCAAUUCAAAAGAAACUGUCCACAUUAAAGAUGUCAGCAGCGGUAUGUUACUACCAGUGCUACAUUAUCUGUGUGGAUGUCGCUUUACUAAGGGUGGAGAAGCAAUGAGGUCAAAGGAGGAAGGAAAGAGGAGAGGGCAGUGUCAGAUUUUGGACAAAUUGGUCCUGGAUGGACUGAGUCUCUAUGAAAAGGAGACAGAAGAGCACUCAGCAGAAAACUUGGAUUUCCAGAAAACUCCGUUAGGUGAGAUGAUGAUUGGAGCUUGCAGAUUUUUGGUGAGUGAGCUACAGAGAGACUUAGAGGACCUGUGUGUGUCAUUUCUCCUGUCCUGCUCUGCAAAAGUUGCUCAUCAGACUUCUACAGAGGCUAAUGCUGAAAAGGAUUCAUCCAAAAUGGACCACGAAUGCCCCGAGUCUGCUGAGGAAACUCUGGCCAAUCGAACAUCAGAGCUAGAGCUGACAGGAUUUGAGUUGCAAACUGAAAAAACAAAGAAACAAAACAGUACCCCGCAACAGACAGACAGUAAGAAGACAGUGGACAAAUCAGUCAGUCCAGAAGAGAUGACAUUAAGACCAAAGAGCUUGAUUAAAGGUUCAGCAAAGCUUCUGAAAUCAGCAGCUCAAGGCUCUCGCUCCUCCUCAGAUAGAUUUGCUGAAGGUGGUGUUCUGGCUACUCUACUGCCCCAGGUGUACUGGUUUUCCCAGUGUUACAGCUAUCCAGCACUGGGCCGGGUUUGCCUGUCCUUGCUGCUGGGCUGUCAGGACUGUCCUCGGCCCUUCUUGUCCUCCUCCAUUGCCGGGGAUUGCCUUCGCAGAGUUGCCCGAGAAGCUCACUGUACAGAGACUCUGAAACAGGACCUGCUAAGUCUGGUCUCAGUAGCUUUGAGCUGAGCAAGGAAGGAAAUACUGAUUGAUUACAUAAAUUCAAGGGGCUCAGUGGGACUUUAAGCCUCUAGAGUUUCCAGUGUCAUGUUUUUAGCAAGCACCUGGAUAGUGCCAUUCACAGCAGCAUGGUUAUCUGAAAAACAUGCUGCUCCAGCACUUAGUAGAAGGACCUGCUGAUUUAUGUUGAUUUAUUUGGAUUAUUUUGAAGAAUAAAUUUAUGUUUAGCUUGGAUGUAAAUGUAGCACGUCCCAGCAUGAUGUACAUCUGCUAUAAUUUACUGGUACGA